Messenger RNA from Papilio polytes (common Mormon), 4101 nucleotides. It is a transcript of the gene Ndf, whose product is annotated as putative oxidoreductase GLYR1 homolog. The transcript is spliced from 12 exons. Bases 65 to 1627 code for a protein of 520 amino acids. The record is from RefSeq and is a predicted model, not a curated record. Gene Ontology annotation, molecular function: NADP binding; NAD binding; oxidoreductase activity, acting on the CH-OH group of donors, NAD or NADP as acceptor. NCBI's taxonomy places the organism in Eukaryota, Metazoa, Arthropoda, Insecta, Lepidoptera, Papilionidae.
CUUCACAACUUUGCUCUCUGGUUUAGUUCGUCGUGGAAAGUUAAAGGAAGCGGACGUAUACAUCAUGAGUGAAGUUUAUAAACUUGGUGAUUUAGUUUGGGCUAAAAUGAAGGGAUUCAGUCCUUGGCCAGGCCGGGUAGCCAUCCCAACUCCGGAGCUGAAGCUACCAAAAAAGGCGACCAAUGUUCAGUGCAUUUAUUUCUUUGGAACUAAUAAUUACGCGUGGAUAGAAGAACACAACAUAAAACCAUACCACGAGCACAAGGAGCAGCUGAUCAAGUCCAGCAAGACGACAGCAUUCAAGGAAGCUGUUAAUCAGAUCGAGGAGUUCAUCGUCAAUCCCGAGAAAUUCGGCGACAUUGAUGAGCACGCAAGGAACCCUGAGGAAGAGUUUGACAAACUCAAGGAUGAGAUGAACGAGGACAGCUCUCAAGAGAAAUCUGAAGUGGAGCAAUCUCCCGAGGUGAAGAAAAAGAGCUCUACGCCGAAGAUACGUUUGGGAAUUUCAAAGGUGAAGUCUGCCAAACGGUCGUCAUCCGCCAGCCUGAAGGGCGUGGCGCGCAAGAAGGUGCGUCGCGUCGCUCGCUCCUUCACAGACACAGACCUCGCUAAUGAGAAACCCUCGAUGCUGAACCACUCCUUCAGCAAGAAGUCCAGCUUGCUGCACCGGCCUUCUAAUAUACUGAGACCGGACACUCCACCUCUAGACCUGGAGAACGUAUCAGAAACCCUGCUGGAGAAGAACAUCAAGGCCAGCCAGAUGAAGUUCGGUUUCCUGGGGCUGGGCAUCAUGGGAAGUGGCAUUGUGAAGAACCUACUCAACUCUGGCCACAAGGUGCUCGUGUGGAAUAGAACUGGGGCCAAGUGCAAAGACUUUGAGAAGGUGGGCGCGACGAUAGCGGUGACGCCGUGCGAUGUGGUGGAGGAGGCAGAUAUAACCUUCUCAUGUGUCGCAGACCCUCAGGCUGCUAAAGAGAUGGUGUUCGGCAACUGCGGCGUGCUGCACUGCCCCUCGCUGGAGGGCAAGGGCUACGUGGAGAUGACAUCCAUCGACGCUGACACCUCGCAUGACAUCGUGGAAGCUGUCAGUGGCAAGGGCGGCCGCUACCUUGAGGCGCAGAUCCAGGGGUCGAAGACGCAGGCGGAGGAGGGCACGCUGAUCCUGCUGGCGGCGGGCGACCGCUCGCUCUUCGACGACUGCCAGUCCUGCUUCAAGGCCAUGAGCAAGAACUCCUUUUACCUUGGUAGCGACAUCGGCAACGCGUCGAAGAUGAACGCGGUGCUGCAGGUGGUGGGCGGCGUGUCGCUGGCCGCGCUGGCCGAGGGCCUGGCGCUGGCCGACCGCGCCGGCCUCAGCCAGGCUGACCUGCUCGACGUGCUGGCGCUCACGCCGCUCGCCUCGCCGCAUCUCAUACUCAAGGGACGAGCGAUGAUAGAAUCAUCGUACUCUACGCAUCAGCCGCUGACGCACAUGCAGAAGGACCUGAAGCUGGCGCUGGGGCUGGGCGACGCGCUGGAGCAGUCGCUGCCGCUCACCGCCACCACCAACGAGAUCUUCAAGCACGCCAAGCGCCUCGGCUACGCCAACCACGACGUCGCCGCUGUCUACAUCCGCGCGCGCUUCUGAUGCACCACGCACACCGCCUCUCACACGCCUCGCCACCACCGCGUCAGACGUCUCACCAACACCACGGCUCACCAACACAGCGUCAGAAGUCUCACCAGCACUACAUCAGAACAUGUCUCACCAACAUCGCGUCAGACCAUAACAACGAGUGUCGAACCAUGUCUUACCAAAACCGCGUCAGAACAUGUCUCACCAAUAUCGCGUCAGACCGUAACGACGACCGUCGAACCAUGUAUGACCAACACCGCGUCAGACCCUGUCUCACCAACACUUCGUCAGACUGUAAUAGCGAGCGUCGAACCAUGUCUCACCGAUACUGCGUCAGACCAUGUCUCACCAACACCUCCGCUCACCAACACCGCGUCAGAUGAUAGUGAGCGUCAGAAAUAAGGUAUACAGUGAUCGCGACUAUGUUCUAAUUGUGACGAUUUAUCCAAAAUGGAGGGGAGGAGGUUUAUAUUGUUUGGAAUUCUUCAAUGAUUAAUUUCUAAUUGAACUUUAUUGUUGUAAAUUGAAUUUUAUAAAUGUAACUCCUAUGUUGUAAUGUAACCCCCCAUGUAGGUAUUACUAAAGAUAAAUUAAGAUUUUUGGAUUAUCACUUAAAUUGUAACUAUGUAUUGAAAUUUUUAAAUCGUAAAAUGUGCUAAAAGUAGAUAUUUUAAAUCACCUCUGAUUUUUAGAAAUAAAUAUAAAAUUUCUAGUAUUACCGUUAGUGACUUAUUAAUAUAUUAAAUGCGAUGUAUAAAUAAGUUUUUGCUAAGGUAAACUUUCAAUAUAGUCCGACUAAUUUAUCCGACCCGGUACGCCAAUAAAUAGCUCACUAGCACCCUCCUGUAAAUUUCAAGAUCCUUGUUUUAUAGCUUUAUUUUUGCUUUUUCUAUGUAAAUUUGAUUUUUUCUGCCAGAACUAAUUGUGUUGGCUGUAUUUCUCUCACCGGGCCAGAUAAAUCUGUCGCAUUACAGUUUGAAUACGUCAUAUGUCAGUGCAAAUUAAAUUGUUUUCUCCUAUUUUGAAUUGAAGAUGUUUUCUUUGUUUAAACAAUAUUUUAUAUAUACCUAGACUAUCGUAAUAAUAUUGCGGUUUUUGUCUAUUUUUAUGUUUUCUUAAACUUAGUAAAUACUAAUUUCUGUGUACAUUUAAAAGUUACAAAGGAUUUUUUGUCGUAAUAUUUGCGUUAUUCAUCAUAUUUUUUGAAAUUUCUUCUCGCAUUUACAUUUUUAAAAUAUUAUUUACAAAGAGACAUCGAUUUAAAAGAUUUAAUAUAUAAUACAUUUAACGUAAGUUUUUAAUUAAAAAAGGUGUGGUGCAGAAACGUGGUAAGUUGCGGUUUGUCUUAGUAAAUCAAGCCCAACGAACCUUCAGUUUUAACUGCAGAGUUAACUGAAUAGUUUAACUGUACAGUUAAAUUGACGUAGGUGAAAUUACUGUACAGUUCUACUGUUCAGUUAAAACUGAAGGUAGCAGGGUUUAGUAACUUCUUAACAGCAGAAAUGUCCUUUAUAUUAAGACCAAUAGUUAUUGAAUAACUCAGUACAUUUUAAUAUUAAAAUAAGAUUAUUGAUAAGCCAUGUUGCGUUAAGUUUUGUAUUAAUGUUACGGUAAAUGUGAGAAAUAAGGGAAAUUGUAUAAUGACCAGUUUGAAAUAAAAUCUUGAAAUGUCGCAUAAAACAAAUGUCAUACUAAUGUAUUUCCAAGUUAAUCAUUUUUACCGUAACAUAAACAUAGAAAUUCUCUUACGGAAGGUUUGCAACACCAAAGAAUGCGAAGUUGCUAACAGUUUGAUAGAAAAAAGGGACCUAAAAUUAUGUAAGAGUGUGUCUAUGUUAAAUUCAUUGACCUCUUAUUUAACAGUUGCAGCUGAAAUUUUAAAGUUACUGCUACUUAAUUGUAUUAUAGUUUGACAAGUUAUUUGACCCGGUGGUUAUUAGUCAAAUUGAAUUAUGACAUUAUUAUUGUCAACGCCUGUCUAUGUCAAAAAGUGUCAUUAGAUCUUUGUGUUGUAGACAUGUAAGUAGACUAGCUGUUGCCCGCGAUUUCGCCUGUGUAGAAUUUAAAAAAAAAAUAGGUAAAAAUGUAGCAUAUGUUUCUCACAGAUAAUAGAUUUUUGAUAGUUCGAGAAUUUUUAAAAUCGGUUUAGUAGUUUUUGAGUUAUUGAAAUAUAUACAAAAAUACAAAUGCUUCCUCUUUAUAAUAUAACUUUUGCUUCAUUCAGACUUAAAUGCAACUUUAGAGGUUAUAGUUAAGAAUUUUCGAAACAAUAUUAUUUCGAAAACUACUAAACAACGCAAAAAGGUGAAAAUCAUACACAAAAUGCUGUAUUUGUAGAGACUAGUGAUUAUUUUCAUUUUCUACGUUCAUGUGGUUUUAAAUAUUUUCUAAUAGAUUUACCUGAUAGCGCCUCACCGGGCCAGAUAAAUUUGUUUAACUAUAGUUCGGAAUUAUAACAAUACGAUAAGAUUGCGCCAAAUAGGCAC